Messenger RNA from Plutella xylostella (diamondback moth), 1889 nucleotides. RefSeq names its product importin subunit alpha-1. Lineage: Eukaryota; Metazoa; Arthropoda; Insecta; Lepidoptera; Plutellidae. Gene Ontology annotation, cellular component: cytoplasm. Gene Ontology annotation, molecular function: protein binding; nuclear import signal receptor activity. Gene Ontology annotation, biological process: protein import into nucleus. The record is from RefSeq and is a predicted model, not a curated record.
AUACUUCAAUGUUUAAGUCGGGCCUCAGAAUAAUAAAAGACUUGUCGCAGCAGCUGAUCAACAGCUGUCAGCUGUCACUGUCAUAAUAUGUCAAAUUGAUAAUUUAUUUUCAUGUGGCAACAUUUUAGUUGGGAAUUUGAAUUUCUGAGCAGCCGUUUUUCUCCGGUUUGAAUUUUACAAAGUGAUUUUGCGUAACAUCGAGUUCACGUUUUUCUAAAGUAUCUUUUGAAGUUUUUGUCGAAAUAUCUAUAAUGGCAGACACCACCCGUGCCUCUAGAAUCACAUCCUACAAGAAUGCAGGCCAAGGAACGACCGAGCUCCGUCGCAAGCGAGUGGAGCUGAGCGUGGCACUCCGCAAGCAGGCCCGCGAUGAGCAGCUUCUCAAGCGCCGGGCCAUGUCCCCGGAGGCCGGCGACGAGGAGACGCAGCCCACUGAAGAGCUGCCCAGCGUGCAGGAGAUUGUACAGGGCCUGAAGAGCAACGACCUGGCAACGAUGACGUCAUCGGCCCGCGCCGCGCGCCGCAUGCUGUCUCGCGAGCAGAACCCCCCCAUCAGCGUGAUGGUGCAGGCGGGGGGCGUCGCGCCGCUGGUGGCUGCUCUGGAUAGAGAUGACUGCGCGGACCUGCAGUUCGAGGCGGCGUGGGCGCUCACCAACAUCGCGUCCGGCUCGCACGACCACACCAUGGCCGUCGUAGACGGCGGAGCCAUCCCCAAGCUAGUCCUGCUUCUAUCCCGCGGAGGCGCAGUCGGCGAGCAGUCGGCCUGGGCACUGGGCAACAUCGCGGGCGACGGGCCGGAGACGCGGGACGCUGUGCUAGCCCGCGGCGCGCUGCCGGCGCUGCUGCCCAGUCUGGUGCCCGCCGCGCCCCGGGCUAGGCUCAAUACUGCUGUGUGGACCUACAGUAAUUUGUGCAGGAACAAGAACCCUCUGGUGGACUUCGAGUUGGUGGCGCCUGCGCUACCCUACAUCAGCGAGCUACUCACCAUUGAAGAUCAGGAUGCUCUGGCGGACGCCUGCUGGGCCCUAUCCUACCUGACCGACGGACCCAACGACCGGAUAGAAGCGGUGCAGACCACGCCGGGGCUGCUGCCUCGCCUGGUGGCUCUGCUGGAGCACCGCAGCGCAGCGGUCAAGACCCCCGCUCUUAGAGCCGUGGGGAACAUGCUCACCGGCAGCGAUGUGCAGACGGACCGUUGCCUAGACGCCGGCUGCAUGCCGCCACUACUGGCGCUGCUGCAGUGCAGCAAGCCCUCGCUAGUGAAGGAGGGAGCGUGGGCCAUGUCCAACGUGUUGGCUGGCACACACGCGCAGAUAGAGCGUGCCAUUGACGGGGGCGCUCUGGCGCUGCUGGCAGCUCUACUGGACCACGCCGAUGUCAAAUGCCAAAAAGAAGCAGCCUGGGCGAUCACAAACCUGUGCCUAGGCGGCGCGCCCGCCCAACUAGACCGCCUAUUCGCCGUGCAGUUCCUAGAGCCGUACACGCGCCUGCUGGCCAGCCCCGACCACCGCGCCGCCGCCGUCGUGCUCGACGGACUUACGCAUCUGCUGCAGGCGGCGGACCGCUACGGGCAGGUGGAGGCGCUCUGCAUCCGGCUGGAGGAGAUCGGCGCGCUGGACAAGAUCGAGGCGCUGCAGCAUCACGAGAACGAACAGAUAUACAAGAAGGUGGUGCACAUAAUGGACACAUACUUCGCGGAGACGGAGGACCAGGCCGCCCCGGAGGCAACUGAUGACCAGUACCAGUUCGCCGCGCCUUCAGGGGAGAAUAUACAGUUCUAGUGAGACUGAACUUGUGGGGUUACCACCACCGCACAUUAGCAAUUAACAAUCCUUAGCUCUAAUUUCACAAUAGUCGGUUAAAUCGUAACCAGGGAAAGGUUGAUCAGU